UAAUUGAAGAAAUAUCAAAAUGCUCGGUCGUCAGCUCAUUAAAUCAGUAACAUCAACACCACAGCUUGUCCAAGCUCGUGCACAUUCUAUUGUGUCAGGUCCACCAAGAGUCAAGAUCUCAUUCGGUGAAAAAGCUGCUCAUGGUGCUCUCAUGUUCGCUUCCUGGUUGACAAUCCCAGUAUGGGUUCUUACUCACAUGAAGGAAUAUAAGGGACAGAAGUAAAUUGAUUCUACCUGAAAGAUUAAUAAGAAUUAUAAUAUUCUAAAACUUAAAAAUAGUUCGCUAAAUUCCCGAU
Chironomus riparius is the source of this 296-nucleotide messenger RNA. Lineage: Eukaryota; Metazoa; Arthropoda; Insecta; Diptera; Chironomidae. The record is from the annotation of a GenBank genome assembly.